Dibothriocephalus latus is the source of this 744-nucleotide messenger RNA. The record is from the annotation of a GenBank genome assembly. NCBI's taxonomy places the organism in Eukaryota, Metazoa, Platyhelminthes, Cestoda, Diphyllobothriidea, Diphyllobothriidae.
UUGCCGCUUUUCAAAAAGUUUCGUCUCUGGAAGGCCUUUAUUCGCUGGCGAAAGGUCAUCCGCUAUGCAAAGAUGGUGCACUGUCGCCGUUUCCUUGAGACUCACCUCUUCAUUGCCAACUCAGCCUUACGUCCGGCCCUGCUGAAUGUACGCGAAAUGUGCUACGCCAUCGGCGGUAUGACUCUGUGCAAAAUGGAACAGGGCAGAACCUACACUUUGCUAGAUUUUCUCACUACUCAAGUCGAUCAACUAUCUGAAGUCAGUAUACGUCUGAAGGAAUUCCAUCACCUCAUCAGAGAGGUCAUUCGGAGUGCCUGUCGAACUGCCCUGCUCGAGUAUGGAUUUAUGCCGGAUGACUAUUUGCAAGACGAAAGUGACCUGCCGCUUACAGUCGGCCGGAAUCUGUACGAUGUCGACGAACUAAUCGAUGCCUGUAAAUUGGGCGCCAAGCGUCUCCAGCUGCCACCAAUCCCCUACGAUGCUGAUCACCCGUUGGUUGGCUCAGCAAUGAAACCCGUGGCCUUGGCGUUAAAACAGUUAAAGAACCAUCGCUGCAAACUGGAGCGGCGUUGUGACAAGAUUAAAAGCCGUAAACUGCCCGCGUUUGUGUUCGAACAACCGGGUGCCAGGGCUAGCUGUUUCCUGAAUUGCCCAGAGACCGACCAAUUCUCGGAUUCUUCGGAGAAGAUGUCCUUCACAGAACAGGCAAAUAAGAGGAACAAAUGCAAGCGUUUGACAUGGUAG